Messenger RNA from Peronospora belbahrii, 1131 nucleotides. Lineage: Eukaryota; Oomycota; Peronosporomycetes; Peronosporales; Peronosporaceae. The record is from the annotation of a GenBank genome assembly.
AUGGCUGACGAAGACGUACAAGCGUUGGUUGUAGACAAUGGAUCUGGUAUGUGUAAAGCCGGUUUUGCUGGUGAUGAUGCACCACGUGCAGUGUUUCCCUCCAUUGUUGGACGUCCAAAACAUUUGGGCAUUAUGGUUGGUAUGGAUCAAAAAGACGCCUAUGUGGGUGACGAAGCCCAGUCAAAACGUGGUGUUUUGACACUGAAAUACCCCAUUGAACACGGUAUUGUCACAAACUGGGACGAUAUGGAAAAGAUUUGGCAUCAUACGUUUUACAAUGAGCUUCGUGUGGCACCAGAAGAACAUCCUGUGCUACUUACUGAAGCCCCAUUGAACCCCAAAGCCAAUCGUGAACGUAUGACACAAAUUAUGUUUGAAACAUUUAAUGUGCCAGCAAUGUACGUAAACAUUCAAGCAGUGUUAUCACUGUAUGCAUCAGGUCGUACUACAGGGUGUGUGCUUGAUUCGGGUGAUGGUGUAUCCCACACGGUGCCAAUCUAUGAAGGAUAUGCAUUGCCCCAUGCAAUUGUCCGUUUGGAUUUAGCUGGACGUGAUUUGACGGAUUACAUGAUGAAGAUUUUGACGGAACGUGGUUAUUCGUUUACGACAACGGCAGAACGAGAAAUUGUGCGUGAUAUUAAAGAGAAACUCACGUACAUUGCCCUUGAUUUUGAUCAAGAAAUGAAGACUGCGGCAGAAUCGUCUGGACUUGAAAAGAGUUAUGAAUUACCUGAUGGUAAUGUGAUUGUCAUUGGAAAUGAACGAUUCCGUACACCUGAAGUCUUGUUCCAACCGUCACUCAUUGGUAAGGAAGCUUCGGGUAUUCAUGAUUGCACAUUCCAGACCAUUAUGAAGUGUGAUGUUGAUAUUCGUAAGGAUUUGUACUGCAACAUUGUCUUGUCGGGUGGUACAACCAUGUACCCAGGUGUUGGUGAACGUAUGACGAAGGAACUGACUGCUUUGGCUCCAUCUACCAUGAAGAUUAAGGUGGUUGCACCACCAGAGCGUAAAUACUCGGUGUGGAUUGGUGGAUCCAUUCUAUCGUCGCUGUCAACGUUCCAGCAGAUGUGGAUCUCGAAAGCCGAGUACGACGAGUCGGGUCCGUCUAUUGUGCACCGCAAGUGCUUUUAA